UGGUGUCUUUGAUCCGUUGGGUUUAGCAGCCCCAAUCACAGUUUGUGGCAAGAUCAUGAUGCAACGUUUGUGUCGAGCCUCAAUUGGAUGGGAUGACAUUGUUCCCGAGAGUGAGAUCAAGUGUUGGAGUAAGUGGCUGGAAAAGGUGUCCGGUCUUGCAACAGUGCGCAUCCCACGUUGCAUAUUUAUGGACCAAACGGCAUCAGCUCAGUUGCACGUUUUUUGCGAUGCAAGCACGGAGGCAUUUGCAGCAGUUUCUUACAUUAGACGAGUGACCAAAGACGGCGGGAUCACAGUGGGCAUAGUCAUGGCCAAGACAAGAGUUGCCCCUACCAAGACCAUAUCUGUCGCAUGACUGGAAUUGAACGCAGCUCUAUUAGGAGCUCGUUUAGCAGACACAUUGGAGAGUGCAAUGCGCGAAAUGGCAACUCCCAGGUUCUUUUGGACGGACUCUUCGGCAGUGCGGGUAUGGAUUGGUGGCACAUCAUCUUUUUACAAAACCUUUGUUGGUACUAGAAUUGGAGAGAUACAAACAUUAACCAAGAUAGAGGAGUGGAGACAUGUGCCAGGAAAAUGUAAUCCCGCAGACUUCGCAACACGUUCCCAGGUUCAUCAAGAUAUUAUUCCUGGUUCUUGGAUAAGUGGACCGGACUUUUUGUACACAAGUGAAGAGGCUUGGCCGCAGGACAUUGAGCCAGCCAAGAACAUGGAUGAGGCAAAAAAAGGUUUCCAAGCUUAUCAAUCGACAAUGGAGAAGAAAUCUCCUGUAGAUUGGGAGAGCGAUAAGGAUUUGGAUGACUUGGUAAAAUUGAUCAAGGCAGAGAAACCUGGGGAGGAUCCCCUCCAUUAUUUGAUAAAGAAAUCACAAGAAGAAGUGUUUGGAGAAGAAAUGGGGUUGGUAAAUCUUAGAAGGGAGUUACAACGGUCUUCGCGAUUGCUAGGGUUGAUCCCAUUUGUUGAUGAAGAGGGGCUUCUACGUGUGGGGGGAAGAAUUCAGCAUGCGAAGUCACCAUACGAGCAAAGGCAUCCGAUUAUUCUGGGUCCAAAACACCCUCUCACUAACCGGAUAUUGGAUAAACAUCACAUCGAAACUGAUCAUGCUGGAGUCAAUCAUAGCUUAGCUUUACUUCGACAAUACUACUGGCCAUUGGGAGCCAGAGAAUCCGUGAAGAGGGCCCGGAGUCGUUGUGAAGUGUGCAGGAAAGCUGCUGCCAGACCCAUGACUCAGAUUAUGGCCGAUCUUCCUCGUGAAAGAUUGGAUUAUCUGGCUCCGCCAUUCUUUCACACGUCUGUUGACUAUUUCGGACCUUACGUAAUUCUAAUCUCCAGGAAUAAAUCGGAGAAAAGAUGGGGCUGCCUAUUUACGUGUAUGACUACAAGAGCCGUACAUUUAGAGGUAGCGAAGGGACUCAGUGAGGAGGAUUUCUUGGUGGCCUUCCGAAUAUUCGAGAAUUUGCGUGGACGACCUCAAACCAUGUACUCAGACAAUGGCACUAACUUCAUUGCCGCCAAAAAGAGGUUGACUUUGGCAAAUACGAGCUUCGAAUGGAAAUUGCAACCACCUGGAGCGCCACAUUGGGGUGGGGUGCAUGAAGCCCUCGUGAAGUCUGUCAAGGCAGCUUUGGGGAAAAUAAUGGAACGCGAGGAUAAAUCUCUUCGGUAUCUUCGGGAAGAAGAAUUACGAUUAAUGUUUUCCGAGGUGUUGGGCUUCCUCAAUUCAAGGCCUUUGACCUAUGAAUCAAGUGAUCCUGGAGAUUUGGUCGGCCUGUCACCUAACCACUUCCUUCUGCAACGCCCAAAUCGAAUUGUCCCACCUGGAGAAUAUGCAUCUCUAUCUCCUAGGAGACAUUACGCAUAUGUACAAGGAUUGGUGGAUCAAGUAUGGAAGAGGUGGAUAGGCGAAUAUCUCCCAACGUUGAUAUCGAGGCAGAAGUGGCAGAAAUCGUCCCUCAACUUGGCGGUUGGAGAUAGUGUCUUAGUUGUGGACCCAAAUGCGCCGAGGGGUACAUGGAAGACAUCGUCGGUUGUUGAAGUUCAUUCUGGGAUCGAUGGUCGCGUUAGGGCGGCAACAGUUGAAUCCAGUGAUGGCCGCAAAACCAGACCUAUUACUAAAUUAUGCCUGUUGAGUACCCAAGAAGAGUGAAGAGACUAAUAGAAUCUGGGCAAGGAAUGGGGGGAGGAUGUUCAGACGGGUUUAAUGGACGAAUAUAGGCGUAGAUUCAUUGCCCAAUUUAUCAUGACCGUCUCUCGAGGAUUGGUGAUGAUUAUUGUAUAUUUCCGAAGUGCGAAUUUUUAUGUAGACAAGAAACAAAGAAAGACGGAGUGAGUC
Molecule: messenger RNA, 2329 nt
Organism: Tigriopus californicus
Lineage: Eukaryota; Metazoa; Arthropoda; Copepoda; Harpacticoida; Harpacticidae
Exons: 1
Coding region: 413-2143 (576 amino acids)
Biological process (GO): DNA integration
Molecular function (GO): nucleic acid binding
Source: RefSeq, a predicted model, not a curated record